Fusarium subglutinans is the source of this 633-nucleotide messenger RNA. RefSeq lists its product as uncharacterized. The coding region runs from base 1 to 633 and encodes 210 amino acids. Lineage: Eukaryota; Fungi; Ascomycota; Sordariomycetes; Hypocreales; Nectriaceae. The transcript has a single exon. The record is from RefSeq and is a predicted model, not a curated record.
AUGGACAACAAGACCCACGUUAAAAAAGAUUCCCUGAGCAUCGAAGACCUUGCUCGCCAAAUGCGCCGCCCGAUCAUCAUGACCCCGACUGGCCCCAUGCCUCCCGGCGACGCCAGCACUCUUCAGAAGGUUGCGGACCUCAAAGCCACCGCCAUCAUCGCCGGCGACCUUCUCUGCGGUCUCCGUUUCGAAAGCCCCUCUGGCGAGACAGGCAACAUGAUUGCCCCAUCAAAUCUCGUCAAAGACGCCGUCAUCUACCAGGGCAACGACGCGGGCCUACCAGCUGCCAUCGAAUCUGCAGUACUUGGCCAUCGCAAGAGCGGCAUCAUUGACACCAUUCCCCUGCCCAUCACCAGCAAGGGCCUCAUGGGGUCCAAGCUACCUGCCGGCUAUCGCAAGAGUGAGAUCAAGCUCAGCUUCGUCGAUCGCAGUGAGGUCACCUCUCAAACCAAGGGGAACACGUAUAUACAGGAUUGCGAGUAUGACAAGGCAAUCAUUAUUUUUCCCUACGAUGAAGCGCUUCUUGGUCCACAGGCGACCAAGGCUUUGAUGCUUGAGGAGGUUGUUGAUGGGGGUGAGGGUACCGGUGCCUGUUGGGUUGUAGAGCGCUCAAAGGGCCCGUUCGAUGUCUGA